AUGCAACUACUAGCCAAAUUGAAGGCUCAGCAAGAUGCUGACAGGAUUUUUCAUGAUUGCAAAGGUGCACGGCUUCAACAAAGAGCCAACCUGGAAGAGCAAGCUUUCAUUGCAAGCACGGUCACGGCAGUUGUCAAGAGAAUCUAUGAUGACAAUAUUCUCAAGCCUGAUGGCUCAAAUCUCUGA
Molecule: messenger RNA, 186 nt
Organism: Puccinia graminis f. sp. tritici CRL 75-36-700-3
Lineage: Eukaryota; Fungi; Basidiomycota; Pucciniomycetes; Pucciniales; Pucciniaceae
Exons: 1
Coding region: 1-186 (61 amino acids)
Source: RefSeq, a predicted model, not a curated record